AAUCCCUCCAACUCGACCUAGCACCCUCCAGCAACCCACAAAAUCAACUGGUCCUCCUCCGAACCACGCACGCAAUCGUGUCCGAACCCACAUCCACCUCACCCACCUCCUCAAUUCCAGAUUGAAAACAUAACAACUCCCGCAACAUGCCCACCCCCGAAUCCGCCGCCUUCCUGGCCAAGAAGCCCACCGUGGCCCCGACCUACGACGGCAUCGACUACGAGGACAACGUCGCCGUGCACAACGCCCGCGACGCCAUCAUCCGCGAGCAGUGGGUGCGCAGCAUGAUGUCGCGUCUGGUCGGCGAGGAGCUGGGCAAGUGCUAUGCGCGCGAGGGAGUGAAUCAUUUGGAGAAGUGUGGGGUUUUGAGGGAAAAAUACUUCGAGCUUCUCGGCGAGCGCAAGAUCAAGGGUUACCUCUUCCAGGAGAAGAACCACUUCUCACAGGAGAAGUCAGCCUAAAAUUGGGUUUUGUUGGUCACGCACUGCAUGUUUCGGCAGAGGAUAGACGGCGGCAAGAUGCAAGAUGGGGUUUGUUGGUGAUGGUGAGGGUUGCGGGAAAGGUGUUUAUAUUAUAUCAUCCUUUUUUUUUCUUCAUGAUUGUACUACAUGUGUUUAUUUUCGGUUUUCGUGUUGAUUUAGCUAUACUACCUAUGCUGUGUAUGUCAAUGGGAUGGGUUGAAAUAUUCGAU
Molecule: messenger RNA, 691 nt
Organism: Aspergillus saccharolyticus JOP 1030-1
Lineage: Eukaryota; Fungi; Ascomycota; Eurotiomycetes; Eurotiales; Aspergillaceae
Product: putative NADH-ubiquinone oxidoreductase 12 kda subunit
Exons: 2
Coding region: 147-461 (104 amino acids)
Source: RefSeq, a predicted model, not a curated record